This is a messenger RNA of Vicia villosa (hairy vetch), 2319 nucleotides long. Its product is annotated as rhamnogalacturonan I rhamnosyltransferase 1. Gene Ontology annotation, cellular component: chloroplast; cytoplasm. The transcript is spliced from 9 exons. Bases 537 to 2048 code for a protein of 503 amino acids. The record is from RefSeq and is a predicted model, not a curated record. Lineage: Eukaryota; Viridiplantae; Streptophyta; Magnoliopsida; Fabales; Fabaceae.
GGAAAAAAAAUACAUUUUCUUUCUAGUUAACUUGGAUCUCUCAAUUCAUCUACCCACAUCUUUGAAUUCAUGCAUACAAUAAAAAAAAUCAUCACUUUACAUUGAAAUCGUCAAAAUUAUAAUAAUAAAAAAUAAAAAAAAGAGGAAAAUGCAUUAAAAUUAUUUGUUUAUUUGCUUCGAUUUGAUAUUUUCUUUUCAUUCUCCUUGGAUCUUCAUCCUGUUCUUCAAUUCCUUUCUUUCCAAAAUUAAAUCUUUCUGAAAAAAAAUAGUUUCUGGUAAUUUUUCUCUGAUUCUUGAAGAGCUUCAAAUUCUGUGGAUGCAAUUUGAAGGUAGAAAGAUCUUAUUUUGAGCCUCACCCUCAAUUACUGGCUUCAAAUUCAAUUCUGGGUCGGUUUCAAUUUCUUCAAAAAAGCCUCAAAACAGUGAGAUUCACUUCGUUGCAGUGUGUUCCUUUCUAAGGUUAGUUUUGAUUUUGAUUGUUGUGGGGUUGUUGGGAAGUGUGUGAAGGUUGUGGUAAUGAAGUGUGUGACAAGGAAAUGGAGGUUAGAUCAGAGGGUUUUCAAGUGAUGUAUGAUAAGCUUCAUGCUCCUGUGAUUCAAAGGAGCCGUUUUCGUUUUUGGUUCAUUCGAGUUUGUUCAAGCAUUGUUCUGUGGACAUGUUUGGUUCAGCUUGUGACAGUGAGUGAACUAUGGAAUUCCAAUUUCUUUACUGGUUUAACAAGUCAUAUAUAUCACACAACGCAACGGCCUAUUCAAGACGAUGUUAAACUUACCGAAUCACCUCACAUUAUACUUCCUGCAAGAAAUUAUACUAGUAAUGGUUUUCUAAGAGUAUCGUGCAAUGGGGGUUUGAAUCAAAUGCGUGCAGCGAUUUGUGACAUGGUGACAGUUGCUCGGCUUUUGAACCUCACAUUGGUUGUUCCAGAGCUUGAUAAGAAAUCCUUUUGGGCAGACCAUAGCGGCUUUGAGGAAAUAUUUGAUGUAAAGCAUUUCAUUGAUUCUUUACAAGAUGAAGUUCGAAUAGUGAAAAGAGUUCCCAAAAAGUUUAGUAGGAAAGGUGGAUACUCCACCAUGGCGAUGCCUCCUGUUAGCUGGUCAAAUGAAAAGUAUUACUUGGAGCAGAUUCUUCCGCUUUUUGCCAAGCACAAGGUGGUACACUUCAAUAAAACAGAUGCACGCCUAGCAAAUAAUGGUCUCCCAAUUGAUAUGCAGAAACUUAGGUGUCGUGUUAAUUACCAGGCACUUAAGUUCACUCCUCAAAUUGAGAAACUGGGGCAAAAAUUGAUUCAGAUGCUUCACGAGAGGGGACCUUUUGUGGCAUUGCAUCUGAGAUAUGAGAUGGACAUGCUGGCUUUCUCAGGUUGUACUCGUGGCUGCACGAAUGAGGAAGCCGAGGAUCUCAAACGGAUGAGAUAUGCAUUCCCUUCAUGGAGAGAGAAGGAAAUAGUGUCCGAAGAAAGGAGAUCACAGGGUCUAUGUCCUUUGACUCCAGAGGAGACAGCUCUAGUUUUGCAAGCCUUAGGUUUUGACCGGGAGACACAGAUCUACAUUGCAGCCGGUGAGAUCUAUGGCGGUGAACGUAGACUUGCACAACUGAGAGCUGCAUUUCCAAAUAUUGUUAGAAAGGAGGCAUUACUAGCCGUUGAUGAGUUGCAGCAGUUCCAAAAUCAUUCAUCACAAAUGGCAGCAUUGGACUUUAUGGUUUCAGUAGCCAGUGACACCUUCAUUCCUACCUAUGACGGGAACAUGGCAAAACUUGUGGAAGGUCACCGCAGGUAUAGUGGUUUUAAAAAAUCCAUCUUAUUGGACCGGAAAAAGCUUGUACAGUUGAUUGAUAUGCAUCAAAAUAGAACCCUUCCUUGGAAUGAGUUUGCAGAUGCUGUGCGACAGGCUCACGAAAAGAGAAUGGGACAGCCAAGUUAUCGUAGAGUUAUAGCCGACAAGCCAAAGGAGGAGGAUUAUUUCUAUGCCAACCCUCACGAAUGCCUUUGUGAGGAAACAAAGUGUGAUGAUUUUCUAGGUCCUCAUAACUCUCUUCAAGUAAAAUGAGUAAAAGUUGUUGAAUAUAGAAAAUAUGCACUCUUAGCCCAACCAUAUAGAGAUUUAUGUAUACACAACUUUGUAGAAAACCACGGGGAAGAAAAAAAAUCGGAAAAAAAAGGAAACAUGUUUUAUAUAGAGACUUGUAAAGAUGUAUCUUCAAUUUUACCCCUAAUUCAGUAUAGUUGUAUAAUAACAGUUUAUGUCACAAUCUUGGAUUUGAAGCAUGAACUCUAAAGUUCAUUUUCUCUGUAAUAACAACGGUCAACUGCUUUAUAAA